AUGAUAUCCAAAGGUUCGUCCAAGACCAGGGUGCCGGACGGUUCCCCGACCCGGUCGACGGGUGGUGACGUGAACAACAACGGUCCCACCAAGUGUAUGAACGGUGCGUGCGGCGGUUACGGUCCGUCGUCGGCCGGCGGUGGUGGAGGUGCCGGCGACAGUCCGGCCGCCCAACCGCGACGCGUCCAGGUCACCGCCAAAAUACUGUUCGGCUCGGUGAACGCCAUAUCGACGAUGAAGCAGAACGACAAGCUGCACAGGAAAAAAUCGCAAUGA
This is a messenger RNA of Macrosiphum euphorbiae (potato aphid), 276 nucleotides long. The record is from the annotation of a GenBank genome assembly. Lineage: Eukaryota; Metazoa; Arthropoda; Insecta; Hemiptera; Aphididae.